Messenger RNA from Hevea brasiliensis (rubber tree), 1527 nucleotides. RefSeq names its product methyl-CpG-binding domain-containing protein 2. Lineage: Eukaryota; Viridiplantae; Streptophyta; Magnoliopsida; Malpighiales; Euphorbiaceae. The transcript is spliced from 5 exons. Gene Ontology annotation, molecular function: zinc ion binding; DNA binding. The record is from RefSeq and is a predicted model, not a curated record. The coding region runs from base 292 to 1251 and encodes 319 amino acids.
GCAGCUAAGAUACCCAUUGGAUUAUAAAUCUUGAGCCAAUGGGAAAUAAAUAAUAAAUCCAGACAUUGUUUUUACUCUUGUUCCACCAAUCCUUCUGUUCUUCCUUCUUUGUCAAUCUCAUCGAUCAGCACCCACCAGCCUUCUCUGCCCUUUACACCAUUCCACGUUCUCUUCUCUCCCUCCCCCGUACAUUCUCUAGCUGGUCAUCCCUCGCCACCGAUCCAGGUUUCAUUGAGCUGGUUAUUAUCAUCGGUAGCCACACUACACUGCUGGUGGUUGAGAUCUGUAAAGAUGCAGUCACAUUCUGGAGAUGCUUCCCUUAUGGUGAAAAAAGAAACAAAUGACUACACCAGUUCAAGUUUUGCUGGUCAUCAAGAUAGAACUCUUCAAGGGCCUAUAGAAGUUUCUUCAUCUGAGGAAGAUGACUCUCAUGACACAGAGGAUACGGAUGACCAGUCUGUUGAAAAUGCUUCAAAGCAAUUGGUACUUUAUGAUCCUGUGGCUAAUGGUACUGCUGUAACUGAACCUGCCCCUCAACCAAUUCAGUGCCAGCCUGCAGCGUUUGGAAGAAAUUUGGGUUCUAAUAUGCCUUCUAGAGUUUUGCCAUCUGUAGGGGCUUUCACUGUCCAGUGUGCCGACUGCUUUAAAUGGAGGCUCAUCCCAACAAAGGAGAAGUAUGAAGAAAUACGUGAACAUAUUCUAGAGCAGCCUUUCUAUUGCAAAACGGCUUGUGAGUGGCGGCCUGAUAUAUCAUGUGAUGAUCCAACUGACAUUUCUCAAGAUGGCAGUAGGCUCUGGGCAAUUGAUAAACCUAACAUUGCCCAGCCACCUCGUGGGUGGCAACGGCUGUUACGAAUUAGAGGUGAAGGGAGUACCAAAUUUGCAGACGUGUACUAUGAGUCACCAUCAGGCAAGAGGCUCCGCUCAAUGGUAGAGAUCCAAAAGUACUUAAUGGAUCAUCCUGAAUAUGUGCAAGACGGGGUAACUCUGUCACAAUUUUCAUUUCAAAUCCCAAAGCCUUUGCAGGAGAACUAUGUGAGAAAGCGUCCUGCCCGUGUAUCAGCUACAUGUGAUGACACUAGACCUCUUGAGCCUAAUGAAGUGAAUCCCCUUGCAUUGGCCAAUCCAGCUGAUUGUACAGAUAUGCAGUUUGGUAGGCCGGCGCUCCCACCUCCAUCAUCCUAUCAGGCCCCUAUUUCUGAUCCGUUUGAUCGACCAGUAAAGAAGCAAGCAAGGAGAAUACCUUUUUAACAUAUGUACAGCAGGUUCGAAAUACAAUCGGUGCAGAUAUGGUUGUGACUUGUGAGCUUACCCAUAGUCUUUUUGGUGACUGCAUUUGUAUUUUGCUCAAAUGUUUUGUCUUAAAAUACUACUAUAUUUUUUGAGCAUAGGCUUCUGUGGAGCCUUUGCAUGUUAGGGUGACGUUUUUUGAGCAAAGGCUUCUGAGAGGCCUCUGCAUAGAAGAAAGAGGAACAUGGUGGAAGGUAAUGCAUAUUUGUUUGUCUGGAAUGUGAAAAAAAAGAAAAA